Messenger RNA from Quercus lobata, 2784 nucleotides. Its product is annotated as disease resistance-like protein DSC1. NCBI's taxonomy places the organism in Eukaryota, Viridiplantae, Streptophyta, Magnoliopsida, Fagales, Fagaceae. Bases 1 to 2784 code for a protein of 927 amino acids. The transcript has 8 exons. Gene Ontology annotation, molecular function: ADP binding. Gene Ontology annotation, biological process: defense response. The record is from RefSeq and is a predicted model, not a curated record.
AUGGGUAAAACAACUCUAGCAAGAGUUGUUUACAGUAUGAUUUCUAAUCAAUUUGAAGCAUGUAGUUUUGUUGCUAAUGUCAGGGAAGUUUGCGAAAAAUAUGGCAUACUUCAGUUACAACAAAAACUUUUGAAUGAUCUUUCAAUUCUAAGAGACAUGAAUGUAAAAGAUGUUGAUAAUGCAGUUUACAUGAUCAAGAAUAGGUUACGUCACAAAAAGAUUCUUCUCAUUAUUGAUGAUGUAAAUGAAUUAGACCAGAUGAACAAAUUAGGUGCGAAGCAUGAUUGGUUAGGUCCAGGUAGUAGAGUUAUCAUAACAACAAGAGAUGCGAAGUUGCUAACGACCCAAAAAGUAGAUGGAAUAUAUGAGGCUAAAGUAUUGAGUAAUGGUGAAGCUUUUCAUCUUUUUAAUUUGAAAGCUUUUGACAAAGAGCAUCCUCCUAAAGAUUAUCUAAAGCUAUCCCUAGCCUUUGUACAUUAUGCUGGUGGCCUUCCUUUAGCCAUUGAGGUUUUGGGUUCCAUUCUAAACGGAAGAAGUACUUUUGAAUGGAAAAGUGUAUUAGAUAGGCUUAGAGAAUUUCCUGAAAGAAAAAUUCUCAAUGUACUUCAAAUAAGUUUUGAUGGACUACAUGAAACAGAGCAGGAAAUUUUCUUGAAUAUUGCAUGCUUCUUUAAUCAUAAAAAUCAAGAAACUAUUAUUCCAAUAUUAGAUUGUCUUGAGCUUUACCCUAAAAUUGGAUUAAGUACUCUUAUUGAAAAAUCUCUCAUCAAGUUGGAAGACAAUCAAUUGUGGAUGCAUGAUUUGCUCCAAGAAAUGGGUCGAGAUAUAGUCCGUAGAGAGUGCCCAAAAGACCAACCUGAGAAGCGUAGUAGAUUGUGGUUGUAUGAAGAUAUUGACAAUGUGUUGACAAAUAAUACGGGAACAGAAGCAAUUCAAGGCAUCGUCUUACCGUUUCUAGGAACAGAAGGGGCACAGUGGAAUCCUGAAUCAUUUUCAAAGAUGAAUCGUCUAAAACUCCUCAUAAUUGAAGAUUCUUACCUCAUGUAUGAUCCCAAAAAUCUUCCUAAUGGCUUAAGAUAUCUUAAUUGGCAUGGGUACCCUUCAAAAUCUUUGCCAACAAGUUUCCAACCAGAUGAGUUAAUUGAACUUCACCUGUGUUUUAGCAACAUUGAACAACUUUGGACAAGAGCAAAGCCUUGGGAGAUGUUGAAAAAGCUUAUUGUUCUUAAUCUAGAAGGUUGUAAAAAUCUCAAAAGUCUUCCAAGAAAAUUUGAGAUGAAGUCUCUAAAGAUCCUUAUUCUUUCCAACUGCUCAAAAAUUAAAACAAUUCCAGAAUUUGGGGAGAAUAUGGGACGUGUAAAAGAUCUUUACUUAAAUGGCACUGCUAUUACAAAACUACCCACAUCAAUUGGGAAUUUGAGUGGCCUUGUUUCAUUGGAUGUAAGGGAUUGUAAAAAUCUUAUGUCUCUUCCCAGCACCUUUUUUAGUUUGACGGGGCUUAAAGAUCUCAGUCUUUCUGGCUGCUCAAAACUAAUAGAGAACUUGGGGCGUGGUGAAAGUUUUGAUGGGAUCGGACAAAUGCCUUCUUCUAAGGCCAUUUGCCUUCCGGAAAGCAUCGCUCAACUAUCUAAUCUAAAAGUUUUGAAGGUGGAUAAUUGCACGAGUCUUCAAUCCUUUCCAACGCUUCCUUUAAAUAUAGGUUAUGUUGAAGGAUUUGGUUGCUCCUCAUUGGAAACGGUACCAGUUUUGUUGAGACCAAAUUCUUCAUUUGAGCCAAGACUCUUUCUUUCAAAUUGCAGCAAACUGACUGGCAAUCAAGGAUUCAUUGACUUGUUUUUUGCAGUUAUAAAAAAGUCUCCUCAGGGACUCUCUCCUAACUAUCACGGGGAAAGAUAUGGAAUGGUUUUUCCUGGAAGUGAAAUACCGGAGUGGUUUAGCCAUCAAUGUAUGGGGAAUGAAGUGAAUAUAAUGGAACCUUUUUCUCAUUUGUGUAAUGACUGGAUUGGGAUUGCUGUUUGCAUUGCAUUUUGUUCUCUUUCAUGUCGCCAAAUUAAUUACAGUCCAGUUCACUUCCGGUGGAGAGUCAAUGGAAAAGAUAUGUCUUCCGUAGGUAUAAAUGGAAGAGCUUCGAAUUACUGCAUUUCCGAUGUUAUGGUUGCUUUAUCAGAUCAUAUUUGGCUAUGGUAUUUGCUUCCUCAAGACGUCUGGGAGAAGGACAGAAAAUCACUGUGGGAAUGUGAUGCAAAUGGAUUCCGUGAGAUUGGAAUUAAAAUUGAUAACACAGAUUCAGGCUUGGUGAAGAAAUGCGGGUUGCGUGUGGUAUACAAGAAAGACAUUGAAGAUCUCAACGGUAAUGUGGUUCAGAGUGGCAACAACAGCAUCAUUCCCUAUGAGGGCUUGAAAGAGUCCCUGAAUUUAUGGCCCAUGUAUACGUUUAUAAAUGGAUUGUCCACCAUAUGUUUGAUUACAGUUGUCAAUGAGUCUCCUAGCAGUUUUACUAGAAUGAACAAAGAAUGGGUAACUAACAGUUCAAAAACAAAGAAAAGCCUCAGCAGCAGCAGGAUAAGCAAGUCCACACCUUUAGAGAGUGUUCCAACUGGUGACCAACCACGUUGGAUGAGAGCUGCAAGGCAACUUUAUUGGCUUUUUUAUGAAGCAUUAUUGAAGAUUCUAGCUUUGGGAUUUCUCUCUGUUAGUAUUCUUAGAAGCAACAAAGAGGUGGCAGAGUUACCUAAUAGAGAGGCUGUGGUAAAGGACAAAUGUUUGGGAUUGACAUGUGGAUAG